Molecule: messenger RNA, 2297 nt
Organism: Spirodela intermedia
Lineage: Eukaryota; Viridiplantae; Streptophyta; Magnoliopsida; Alismatales; Araceae
Source: the annotation of a GenBank genome assembly
AUGGAAAAUCCGAAGAACAAGCUCUCUUACAUAUCGGUGCCUUCGCCGAUCAUCCAUCAGGUUCCCUCGUCGUCCUUACAGGGGCUCCUCCUCUCGCCGAAGAAGAGCUCGAGGCCGCGCAGCCGCUUCCUCGCCGCCGCCAGAAACACCGGGUUCCUCGUCUUCCUCUGUCUGUUCGCAUUCGUGGGGAUGCUAAAACUCAGCGUCCAACUCGACCCCCUCGUCCCCCUGGCCCCCAUCCCCUGCGCCACUCCCCGCCCAGAGGCGCCUCCCCUGUUCUCGUCGACGGCCGGCGACUCUCAGCCGGCGACGCCGCCCUCCGGCGGCGGCGAUGGAGGAGGUGAGGAGUUCUGGGAGCAGCCGGACGGGAUGGGGUACCGGCCGUGCUUGGAUUUCAGCAAGGGGUAUCGGCGGGCAACUGAAGGGAUCAAGAGGGACCGGAAUAAGUACCUCGUGGUGGGCGUCUCCGGAGGUCUGAACCAGCAGCGGAACCAGAUCGUUGACGCCGUGGUGAUCGCUCGGAUUCUCGGCGCCGCCCUCGUCGUCCCUGUUCUUCAGGUCAACAUCGUCUGGGGAGACGAAAGGUGAUCCUCCCUCUCCACCUCUACCUCCACCUCCACCUCCACCCACUGGUUUUCGUCUCCGUCUUCGUCUUCCCGGUCGAAAACUCUGGUUCCAGCGACAUGGAGGACCAGGACUAUGAACAGGACUCGGCUGGCAUCAAAUGGUCGUAUGCUGGCUAGGAAGGGGAACCCGAGAUGACAGCUGGGUACGGCUCUGGUUGAACUCUGGCAGCCGUCGUCCAUGGAAUCCGAGCCCCUCCCCCCCUCCUCCUCCCCUCCGGAUUUCUAUUCCUCUCAGGAAUAGACGAGCUCCAUCGCCACGAAUCUCCUCCGACAGGGUAGGACUAGUCUGGUUCCCCGGAAAUUUGAAUCUCUGAAUCUGUCUCCUUUCCGGGGUUCCGUCCCGCCCGUGAUUCCUGCUCGAGCUCGCCACCUUCUGCCAUGAAAACCCGUGAUCAUGAGAACAGUUCUCGAUCGAGAAGGCGAAAUUAACCGGGUUCUUUUUGUUUCUUGGUUUUGUUGGCGAGGGCAGCGAGUUCGGUGACAUCUUCGACCUGGAGCACUUCAAGCGCGUGCUGGCGAACGACGUGAGGGUGGUCUCGUCGCUGCCCACCACCCACCUGACCCGGCGGCCGGUGGAGCAGCUCCCCACGCCGCCGCGCGUUUCAGACCGCUGGAUCCGCUCUAAAUACCUCAAGCGCCUCACCCGCGAGGGCGUCCUCGUCCUCCGCGGCUUCGACUCCAGGCUCUCCAAGGACCUCCCCUCUGAUCUCCAGAAGCUCCGCUGCAAGGUUCCCUCUCUCUCUCUCUCUCUUACUUAUGAAUCGUCGUUGACUUGUGUAUUUCUUUAUUCUCAGGUGGCAUUCGACGCCCUGAGAUUCUCAGCUCCCGUUCGUGAACUGGGCAACAGGCUGGCGAUGAGGAUGAGGAGCAGAGGGCCGUAUAUCGCUCUGCACCUGCGGAUGGAGAAGGACGUCUGGGUGAGGACCGGUUGCUUCCCGGGGCUGAGCCCUGAGUACGACGAUGUCAUCAGCAGGGAGAGGGAGAGCCGGCCGGAGCUUCUCACCGGGAAGACGAAGAUGAGGCACCAAGAGCGCAAGGCGGCCGGCCUCUGCCCAUUGACCAUUGUGGAGGUCACGAGGUUGCUCAAAGCCCUCGGAGCUCCGCGGAGAGCCAACAUAUUCUGGGCAGGCGGGGAGCCCUUCGGCGGUGGCGCCGCCCUGCUCCCUCUGGUGGGGGAGUUCCCUUAUCUCUACAACAAGUACAAUCUCUCCUCACCGGGGGAGCUGGACCCGUUUGCGAACAGGUCCUCCAUCCUCGCCGCCGUCGACUUCAUCAUCGCCGAGAAGAGCGACGUCUUCAUGCCCUCCCAUGGCGGCAACAUGGGCCGCAUCCUCAAGGUACAAGAAGCUCAGCUCAGCUCAGCUCAGCUCCAAGUCUCCACCUUCCUCCUCCUCCUCCUUCUUCUUCUUCCUCCGACGAUCUCCGACGAUCUCUGCGCAGGGGCACAGAGCCUUCGCCGGGCACAAGAAGUUCAUCACCCCGAACAAGCGGCAGAUGGUGCCGCACUUCCUCAACGCCUCCCUCCCAGAAGCAGAGUUCAUCCAGAUCAUCAGGGAGCUCCACAACGCCUCCUUGGGUCAGCCGGAGCUCAGAACUGACAAGGUCGGAAAGGACGUCACUGCCUACCCCAUCCCCGAAUGCAUGUGCAACACCACCGCCCCCAUGCCAUGA